Cynoglossus semilaevis (tongue sole) is the source of this 4976-nucleotide messenger RNA. RefSeq names its product nudix (nucleoside diphosphate linked moiety X)-type motif 4b (gene nudt4b). Gene Ontology annotation, molecular function: diphosphoinositol-polyphosphate diphosphatase activity; bis(5'-adenosyl)-hexaphosphatase activity; bis(5'-adenosyl)-pentaphosphatase activity. Bases 1300 to 1860 code for a protein of 186 amino acids. The transcript is spliced from 8 exons. Lineage: Eukaryota; Metazoa; Chordata; Actinopteri; Pleuronectiformes; Cynoglossidae. Gene Ontology annotation, biological process: adenosine 5'-(hexahydrogen pentaphosphate) catabolic process; diadenosine pentaphosphate catabolic process; diphosphoinositol polyphosphate metabolic process. The record is from RefSeq and is a predicted model, not a curated record. Gene Ontology annotation, cellular component: cytoplasm; nucleus.
AUGUACCAAAAUGUUAACCAACGUUAAAUAAACGGUAAACAAACGGACCACAAUCUGAACGUGUGUUAAUUGGAAUCAGAUUCUUCCGCCGUCCUACCACGAGGGGGAGCCCACGUACCACAAGUGGUUAGCAUACGAUGAAUCCGAACAAGUUAUAAAAAUAAAACUCUCAACCUUUUAAUCUGUAAUGGAUCUCCCUGUGUUCUCUACGUUAGUUGGGCUUUCAUAUAAUAAUAACAAUAAUAAUAAUAAACUAUAACUACUAUCCUGGCCGUGUACAGAGGCGUUUGGCAAAAAGGCAAUUAUUUCAUUUCCGCCCAAUGACCGAGCUUCAGUGAACGUCACAGAGCUCUCAAUCCUAAAAGUUUGAGUCACGUGACCUAGAGAGCGUUUAACACAAGUGACACGGAGUGGAAAACGUCACUCUUAAAGAAAACCUUGCCGCCCUUGAUGCUACCGCAGCUGGUAGCAACGAAUGAAAUGAAAAGUUACAACAUUUUUAUGACAUUUGGAAGUCAAAUAUUCAGAUGUACUAUUACAGUGAACGCAGCCGCGGGAAAAUUGUUUGGAAUAAGUGAGAGAACCAGGAAGCUCGAGCAAAGGAGACGAGAGGAAAGAGGUUAAAAAAGACUCGUGAGGGGAAACAAGCAGUUUUGAAGAGGCAGCAAGAAGAAACUUUCCAAGGAAAAAACGAACCCAUGAAGACCUAUGGACUGAACGGUGCUAAGGCGAUUGUCCUUCCUGCAGGAGGAAUGUGCCGUUACCUGGAGAUCCCAUCUAUGGUCCAUACAGCUGCUCUACACAAACAGAAGUUUCACAAGAUUUUACGAUAAUGACUGGGGUUUUAUGGCAGGGCACUGUGACCACGCCCACUCAGGCUGAAGCCAACCAAUCAUCGCUGCGCUACCUCAGAGGAGUGAUCUGUGUGCCUGAACUCUAGUCCGCCUGUUCAUUGUACUGAAGCAGCAGCCAUGCGCAAAUGGGUCCGGAGGAGGGCUGUGAACUGGAGGCUGUAGUCUACAUAUAAAGAUCUCUGUCCGCCUGCGAGAAUCCCACACUCACCACUUCAAGAGACGAGGAGAACACAAACCUGACUCCCAGUUAAAGCCGGUUUUGCCAUCCCACCAUUUUACUCCUUGUGUGACAGACGGCGGUGGAGCUUGGAUGCAGAAAACAGCAGCAGCGAUGCGGCGACUCUGUUGUUAACUCCUUGGACUCCCUUCUCACUCUACUCCUUCUUUUCGCCCUUGUCCUUAUUUUUGCCGGUUCUCUUUAACGGACGCCGAGAUUUACCCCAGGAUGAAGCUCAAACCGAACCAGACCAGGACGUAUGAUGGCGAGGGCUUCAAGAAACGAGCGGCUUGUCUGUGCUUCAAGAAUGAACGUGAAGAAGAGGUCCUGCUGGUCAGCAGCAGUCGGCAUCCAGACCAGUGGAUCGUCCCUGGUGGAGGGAUGGAGCCAGAGGAGGAGCCGUGUGGAGCUGCUAUCAGAGAGGUGUUUGAAGAGGCCGGUGUGAAAGGAAAGCUGGGGCGUCUGCUGGGUGUAUUUGAGCAAAACCAGGACAGGAAGCACCGGACGUACGUGUACGUGUUGACUGUGACCGAGACCCUGGAGGCCUGGGAAGACUCUGUCAACAUAGGUCGCAAACGGGAAUGGUUCACCGUGGAUGAGGCCAUCAAAGUGCUGCAAAGUCACAAACCGGUGCACGCUGAGUACCUGCGGAGGCUCCAGCUCAGCUGCUCCCCCACCAACGGGAACUCCAUCCUCACCAGCCCCCAAUCCAACGACAACUUCCCCCACUACAGCGCCACGGCCAACACGCCAUCAACGGGGAGUGUGCUGGGCUCCUCCUGCAGAUAGGACUGCACAUCCUCCAUCUUUGUGUUCUGCCACAGCCGGACAGUUUACAUGAAAUUCUGUACAGUCUUGCAUGGUCCCAAUGACUUUUUUUUUUUUGGAAUUUCGACUCACUUGUAUGUAUCAUUUCUAGUCUUAGCUGCAGGACAGACCAAAGCCAUUGAAAGAGCUGUGAUAAAGACUCGUGUAAAUGCUGGUGGAGCUCACGGCUCGGACAGGAACACUGUCUGAAUGGCUGAUACUGAAGGACACGUUUCUUUUUGUUUUUGCUUGCACCAGACUGAUGAGCUGAAGAAGAGGAAGAAGACGGUGCAGGUGUGACUGACCUGGUGAAGGAUUGCCUUAUAAAAAAUCGUUGUAUGAAUGUCUAAUUUCACUAAUGAUUUUUUUUUUUUUGCAUUUACUUUUUAGCAGAAUGGAUUUGCUUUCAAGUCAGUCAGUAAAGGCUAGUUUAUCCCAAACAUGUCCAUGUGACAGAAUGUUUCCAGAUUCAACCUUUGAUUGUUUUUUACCAAAUCCCAGACCUGCUACAUUGACAGGUUUUAAGAAUUUUUAUCUUCUUUUCUAAAUGUUGCGUUUCUCUCCUUACAUCACAGAACUACACAUAAGAUGACACAUUUAUUCCCUGACAUCACUUUUUUAAUCUGACAAAAUUGACAAUAAGCCAAAUGUUCUUUCCAUAUUCGCCUCCACGGCCCCUCAGGGGUUCUUGGACAUUUGCAGUGGCAGGAUUUAAGGAUUCUCGUUACUGUUGGAUGAGGUUUAGUAGAGGAGGAGAAGUCUUUAAGGGAGCACCGUGCUAUCAUUCUUUAUCCAUCACUUUCAUACCCAGUGGGGAAACAAGUAUCUGUUUUCGACUUUUCCUUCCAGUAAAAAAAUCAGCCUCGAUUUAACUCAGUUCCAACGUCUCGAAAUUAAAAGCAAAGGGUAAAAAUAAGAACCCAGAUCAGUCCUGAAGUCAAAGUAUUUGUUUUCUUAAAUAGGAAAAAAGGGACCGAACGUGUCCUUCUCGAUCAACUAGACCUGAGUCACGACAUUCUUGGAAAUCCUUAGCAACAACGCUGCUUUGAUUAGCGUGGAAUUUUAGCUACUAUGUUACUAACUUAACUAAACAUCAGCUGAACCUACAGGCAGGGAAAGAUCAGUGUUUCCCAUGAUGUCACCGUGAAAGAAUUCAAUGACGAAGAGUCCAUUUUACCCUUUGGUUUUACUGUAAUACUGCCUUGAUCGUGGCAGGAAUUUUAUUUUAUUUUUUUAAUUCAGUGAUGCUGAAUGUCAUUCUGUCAUGUAGCCAGUACUUGAAAAAAAUGCUGUAAGACAGUGAUGUCUUUAAUUUAUAAGAUCCAGUUCAAAUGGUAUUGUUUAACAUUGUUAAGUUAAUAAUUAACAUCCUUGACUAAAAGCUAAAUACUGACAUUAGAAUGAGGUUUUAUUUCGAUCUUAUUGAUUGCCCAAGACAGUUAAACAGCCAUGUGGAUGAUAUCAAUAUAACAUCUGAUCAUCAGGUUAAAAGAGUUAGCUUUUUACUAGGACAGUAAAGGCACCAUUUAAAAAAAGAAAUCAGUCACUUAUUGGUAGAAUAACUUUACAAAAAUCCAGCCAAUUAAGCGAAGGACUGGGCAGGUCAUGUGGGUGUGUACAUAGCCUUCUGCACACGCUCUGUUUACAUUGUUAUCAGUCUCGUUACAGCAGUUUUGAUUACAGGCAGGUUAGCAGUGAGUCCCAUGUCCAUCUUCUAACACUAUGUCCUCAAAGACAAACAUCCUACCUUGAAAAAUAUAUUUUAAACGAGGAACAUAACCUAAUAUGGACAGGCAUCUUGUAACUACGCAGACGUUUGUAAAUAGCUUUGAAGACAAAAAGCAUUAGAAGAAAAAAGAAGUGUUUUUAACCAGAACGAACCUGUAAAAAGCUCUAAUGUUUUUAUAUUUUUUAAACAAUGUACAAAUGUCAGAAAAAAAAGAGUUUUUGUUGCAGUUCAGAAAGUUGGUGUCGGUGAUGCAGAGCCACGUGUGUUUAAAUGUGGAAGCCGGGUGGUUAAAGUGCAGUAUAUCUGAAAUCAAGUGGAACUUUUUACACACAAUUAUCGGUUAUCAAAAAAAAUCUUGUUGCAUCUUUAGGUGUUGUAUUCAAAGAGAAACCCUUUGUUAAGGCGGAGAAACCACGUCGUUGUUCAUUAUAACAAAAUAUUUUAAAGGUAGAAUUUUAGACCGUGACGGAUGGAUACCGAUUUCAACUCUUGGAACUGGAAUUUUACAUUCUACUGUAACAUUUUUCUUCUGCCUGGUUUCUUCAGGGAAAACAUUUAUUGAAAUCAAAUGUAAUGUAACAUGUUACCCACAUAAAAAAGUAUUUAUUCACCCUAGAAACGUUAAAAAAAAAAAACGACUUUGGCCUUCGUCAGUGAGCCCUAGCAUGAAGUCAUUACAUAUUAUGAGACUAGUUUUGUAAAAUACAGCUCUGAGUCAAAGUCAACUGAAUGUAAGGUCUGAGGCUUGUUGAUUUGAACUCCACUUCUGUCACAAAAUCUUAAUUUUAGAUUUUUUUUAAAUCUUUUGAAUCAAAGUUGUUUGACAUUUGACCUUUUUUUUACCCCUGUCUUUGAGUGAGUACUUUAAAUGUGUGAUGUUGAUUUUGAAAACGGAAUAUGUGCCAAAUUUUAAAAGAUGAAUUUGUCUAGAUGUGAAGGUUGCAACGGUAAUUAGAUCCACGAUGUCAAGACGCUUUCAGAUCAUAUGAGCUGUGUGAUCUUGUUCGUUGGCAUCCGGGAAUGUAAUGGAUUCUUCAACAGUAUUUCUGGGCCCAAACUAUUUCAGAUAAUUCAGAGAAAACCACGUUUGUACACUUGUUAAACGCAGCUUCAAGUUCAAGCCUUUACUGAUCUCUGUGACUGUUCUUCGUACAACACUAAAGAGGAGAACUUGGACACCUUGAAUGUUCGCUGAGUGCAUUGUAAAGUGUAAACAGUGUGUUUGGCACAUCUGAAACAAAGAAAACACGAGACACGUCAGAUGUUUAUGCACAGGAAAGUUAAAUGUUAACGUGAUUUUAAAAGCUGGACUGGAAAAAAAACUUUUUUUUUGAAAAAAAUUGAAUUAAAGGGAAAAAAAACAAUCAAA